UCUCCAUUUUGUGAGACUUCGUGAAGCCGAGCUCAGCUACCCCGAAGGAACAAGGCCCAAACACCUACACACGACGAUUAAAACUCACAGACCCAAACCUCUGCUCGCUUACCAAGUUAUUAUCCGAAAGGAAAGCAAAUCUUAUCGUAUGUCCGCUAUCCAGAACCUCCAAACUUUUGACCCCUUUGCUGAUGCAACUAAGGGUGAUGACCGCCUCCCAGCCGGGACAGAGGACUACAUCCACAUAAGAAUCCAACAGCGGAACGGCAGGAAGACCCUCACUACUGUCCAGGGCAUUGCCACCGACUAUGACAAGAAGAAGCUAGUCAAGGCCUUCAAGAAGAAGUUUGCCUGCAAUGGGACAGUGAUUGAGCACCCAGAGUAUGGUGAAGUGAUCCAGCUGCAGGGAGACCAGCGCAAGAAUAUCUGCCAGUUCCUCAUUGAGAUUGACCUGGCCAAGGAGGAGCAGCUCAAAGUCCACGGCUUCUAGAAGCUGCUAGUAGCCCUCUCCCCUUCUCUCCUGGAAGGCCAUCAAACUUCCCCCCCCUCCCAUCACCCCUCCCUCUCCUCUCCUACCCUCCUCCUAUGUGCUGCUGUUGCUCUUCCUCCCCUCUCUCCCCCCUUCGCAGCCCCACCAGCUCCUCUUAGCUAACACGUGAAUUACCUCUGACAAACAUGGGACUCUGUAACACCACCGCCCCCCUACGCCACCAGGGGGCAGGCUCGCUCUCGCAAAGACACACCACUGCAGCUCCACACAACAUCAGGGAUGAGUGGUGAUGACCCUCCCACACACACUUCCUCCUUCCUUUUCCCCCUUGUUUAUUUCCUUUUUUUAAUUUUUUCUUUUUAGGUCUCGUGCUGCAGUAAGGCACCCAGUUUCAUGUAACUUUUUUGUUUUGUACUUAAAGGUGUUUCAAUAAAACAAUGAGUCUCCAGAUGUUGGAGUGGAGUGGUGUCAUGGGGGAACGGGGGCUGGGGUGUGUGUGGGGGGGGUCUUUGAGUUAAAAAGCAGUGUUAUCUACGGGGCGGGUUUUAGAGGAACACAGACAGGACAGGAGGGUUUUCCAAGUUGCUGAAAGAAGUUUCUGUUUGCCAUCUUAAGUUAUUUCUUUAUUUUGCAGUCUGAAUGAGCCCCCCCCCCCCCACCCGCAAUGUUUACAUGCCCGGCUCAGGUGCAGAGUAAAGCUUGUGUAGAGUACCAGUCAGCUUCACCCCCCCCCCCCCCCCCCCCCCCUCCAUAUCACCUUAUUUAUGCCUCACUCUUCACUUGAUGGCACAUUUUUCUAUUUUUUUAAAAUCAUUUUAUUCCAAUCCAAGUAUCAAACUAUCUGGGUCUGUUCAGUGGUGGUCUUUGAUUGGUCGGCGAGGCCUGUGCUGAGGAACGCUGGGUCAUGUGAUUGUUACUCAUGACUCCAGGGCAGGAAACCAAGUCAAUUACUGUGAAUCCGAUCUUGUUAACGAGACGGUAGAAGUUGGAUUCACACGUAGAUGAAGGUAGUUUCCUGCUCCGGCUCUUUGACCAGCGUUUCCUGUUUGGUCCAAUGAAGAAGAAAAAAAAAAAAAUCUGGUUACCAGACCUGCGGUUUUUGGUUUUUUUUUUUUUUGGACACUUGAAUCUUUCGUUUCCUAUAAUGCAAUAAUUUAUAAACACGAGUUAAGAUGUAGUGAUGCUGACAUAACGUUUAAAAAUUAAAGCCAUGGAUAGGUCACACUGCUGCUGUGACUGAAGGUGAUGGAGAACAAGUCUGUUUUGAAAAAAAUUCUCAUUUGGUUCAAUAAAAUUUCUGCAGUUGAUAAAUCUG
Molecule: messenger RNA, 1805 nt
Organism: Scomber scombrus (Atlantic mackerel)
Lineage: Eukaryota; Metazoa; Chordata; Actinopteri; Scombriformes; Scombridae
Gene: eif1
Product: eukaryotic translation initiation factor 1
Exons: 4
Coding region: 149-490 (113 amino acids)
Biological process (GO): translational initiation
Cellular component (GO): eukaryotic 43S preinitiation complex
Molecular function (GO): ribosomal small subunit binding; RNA binding; translation initiation factor activity
Source: RefSeq, a predicted model, not a curated record